AUGGGUGUCAGCUGGAGGAGGCUGGCCCCACUCUGGGCCCUGGUCCUCACCCUGGCCUGUGCCCGGGGCACAGGCCGGGCCCAGGACAGCUCUGCGGAACAUGGCAAGUCCCAAGUCCUCCUUCCCGGGCCCCAGGUGCCUGGUGGCCACUCGCUCCACUUCCUCCCCCCGUUGCGGAUGGCCCCCGUGGUUCGAGCCCUGAACCCUGCGCACAACGGGCGAGUGUGCAGCACGUGGGGCAACUUCCACUACAAGACCUUCGACGGGGAUGUCUUCCACUUCCCGGGCCUGUGCAACUACGUCCUCUCCGCACACUGUGGGGCCGCCUAUGAGGACUUCAAUAUCCAGCUGCGCCGCGGCCUCGAGUCCAACGCCACCACGGUCAUCAGAGUCACCAUGAAGCUCGACGGCAUGGUCAUCCAGCUGACCAAGAAUGCCGUCCUGGCCAACGGGCAGCUAAUUCAGCUGCCCUUCAGCCAGUCCGGGGUCCUCAUCGAGCACAGCAGCAACGCCCUGAAGGUGGUGGCCAGGCUGGGCCUGGUCUUCAUGUGGAGCCAGGACGAUAGCCUUCUGCUGGAGCUGGACGCCAAGUACGCCAACCAGACCUGUGGGCUGUGUGGAGACUUCAAUAGCGAGCCCGUGUUCAACGAGUUCCUCUCCCAUGGUGUCAAGCUCACCCCCAUCCAGUUUGGGAAUCUGCAGAAGAUGGACGGCCCCACAGAGCAGUGUCAGGACCCUGUCCCUGUGCCCAUGAUGGACUGCUCACCUGGCUCUGGCAUCUGUGAGGAGAUCCUGAGCAGCAGGCUGUUCUCGGGCUGCAGCGCCCUGGUGGACGCCAGCAGCUAUGUGCAGGCCUGCCGGCACGACCUCUGUGCCUGCGAGCACGCCAACCCAAGCAGCUGCAUCUGCCACACACUCGCCGAGUACUCCCGCCAGUGCGCCCACGGUGAGAGAAGCCCCCAGCCUCGCCCGCCCCCUUAGCCUCACACAGAGGUGCUCUGGGCCCCUGGGUCUGAGGAGCCCCUGAAGGUCAGGGUGACCUUGGGCAGAGGGCCGGCCCCCUCCACCUGUUCAGUGGUGGACACAGCCUGGCACCUGCCGUACGGCCUGCCUGCUUCUGCAGGGAUGGUGCUCGAUGACAUUGGCCAGACGGGCUGCAUUCCUGCCUCCCAGUGUGCCUGUGUGUACAACGGGGCCACGUACGCUCCGGGGGCCGUCUAUUCCACAGACUGCACCAACUGCACCUGCUUGAGAGGCCAGUGGAGCUGCCAAGAGGUGCCGUGCCCAGGCACCUGCUCAGUGCUGGGGGGCGCCCACUUCUCCACAUUUGACGAGAGGCGGUACACAGUGCACGGGGACUGCAGCUACGUGUUGGUCAAGCCCUGUAACAGCAGCACCUUCACUGUGCUGGCGGAGCUGCGCAAGUGUGGCCUGACAGACACUGAGACUUGUCUGAGGAGCUUGACGCUGAGCCUGGGCGGGGGACACACGGUCAUCACUGUCAAGGCCAGCGGGGAGGUGUUUGUGAACCAGAUCUACACCCAGAUGCCCAUCUCAGCAGGCAACGUUACACUCUUCAGACCCUCCACCUUCUUCAUCGUCGCCCAGACCAACCUGGGCCUGCAGCUGGACAUCCAGCUGGUGCCCAUCAUGCAGGUGUUCGUGAGGCUGGGGCCCGAGCUCCGCGGGCUGACCUGUGGCCUGUGCGGGAACUUCAACCAGAACCAGGCCGACGACUUCCGUGCCCUCAGCGGCGUGGUGGAGGGCACGGCCGCUGCCUUCGCCAACACCUGGAAGACCCAGGCCGCCUGCCCCAACGUCAAGAACAGCUUCGAGGACCCCUGUUCCCUCAGCGUGGAGAACGAGAAGUAUGCUCAGCACUGGUGCUCCCGGCUGACGGACUCCCACGGCCCCUUCGCCCAGUGCCACACUGCCGUGAACCCUGGCACCUACUAUUCGAACUGUAUGUUCGACACGUGUAACUGUGAGAAGAGCGAGGACUGCCUGUGUGCGGCCUUGUCCUCCUACGUGCAUGCCUGCGCUGCCAACGGGGUGCUGCUCAGCGGCUGGAGGGACGGCGUGUGCACAAAGCCCAUGGCCACCUGCCCUAAGUCGCUGACCUACCAGUACCACAUCGACACCUGCCAGCCCACCUGCCGGUCCCGGAGUCACGAGGACAUCACCUGUGGCAUCAACUUUGUCCCUGUGGAUGGCUGCACCUGCCCCACUGGCACCUUCAUGGACGACACGGGCAAGUGUGUGCCGCCUACCAGCUGUCCCUGCUACCACGGAGGCUCCAUGGUCCCCAACGGGGAGUCGCUCCACGAGCGUGGGGCCAUCUGCACCUGCACGCAAGGCAUGCUGACCUGCAUCGGAGGCCAAGUUCCCACCCCAGUCUGCACCCCACCCAUGGUCUACCUCGACUGUCGCAAUGCCACGCGGGGGGCCACUGGGGCCAGCUGUCAGAAGAGCUGCUUCACCCUGGACAUGGACUGUUACAGCUCCCAGUGCGAACCUGGCUGCGUGUGUCCCGAUGGGCUGGUGUCCGACGGUAAAGGUGGCUGCGUCGCUGUGACAGACUGUCCCUGCGUGCACAACGAGGCCAGCUACCUGCCCGGCCAGACCAUCUGGGUGGGCUGCAACACCUGCACCUGUAAGAGCAGGAUGUGGAAGUGUACGGACGAGCCCUGCCUGGCCACCUGCGCGGUGUACGGGGACGGCCACUACCUCACCUUUGACGGGAGGCGCUACAGCUUCAGUGGGGACUGCGCGUACACGCUCGUUCAGGACCACUGCGGCGGGAACAGCACUGCCAAUGCCACCUUCCGUGUGGUCACUGAGAACGUCCCCUGCGGAACCACGGGCGUCACCUGCUCCAAGGCCAUCAAGCUGUUCCUGGGGAGCUACGAGCUGAGGCUGAGUGGUGGCGGUGUGGAGGUGAUCGAGAAGGGUGCAGGGCAGGCGGCUCCCUACUCCAUCCGUCAGAUGGGCAUCUACCUGGUGGUGGACACUGAGGUUGGCCUGGUGUUGCUGUGGGACAGGAAGACCAGUAUCUUCCUCAAACUCAGCCCUGAGUUCAAGGGCCGGGUCUGUGGGCUGUGUGGGAACUUUGAUGACAAUGCUGUCAAUGACUUCACCACGCGGAGCCAGUCCGUGGUGGGCAGCGCCCUGGAGUUUGGCAACAGCUGGAAGUUCUCUCCGUCCUGCCCUGAUGCCCCAGCCCCCAGGGACCCCUGCACUGCCAACCCCUACCGCAAGUCCUGGUCUCAGAAGCAGUGCAGCAUCAUCAACAGCGCCACGUUCGCCGCCUGCCAUGCCCACGUGGAGCCCGCCAAGUACUACGAGGCCUGUGUGGGCGAUGCGUGUGCCUGUGACUCAGGGGGCGACUGUGAAUGUUUCUGCACGGCUGUGGCCGCCUACGCCCAGGCCUGCCACGACGUGGGCGUGUGCGUGUCCUGGAGGACCCCGGACAUCUGCCCCUUGUUCUGCGACUACUACAACCCUGAGGGUCAGUGUGAGUGGCACUACCAGCCGUGCGGGGCGCCCUGCAUGAGGACCUGCCGGAACCCCAGCGGCCGGUGUCUGCACGACCUGCAUGGCCUGGAAGGCUGCUACCCCAAGUGCCCGCCGGAGGCCCCCAUCUUCGAUGAGGACCAGAUGCAGUGUGUGGCCACAUGCCCAACCCCACCCCCGCCGCUGCCCUGCCGUGUCCAGGGCAAGUCCUAUUGGCCAGGCUCGGUUGUGCCUUCUGAGGAGAACUGCCAGUCCUGUGUUUGCACUGAGAGCGGCGUGCAGUGUGUCUACGAUGCUGAGGCCUGUGUCUGCACCUACAACGGGUGGCACUUCCAUCCGGGGGAUGUCAUCUAUCACACCACUGACGGCACGGGCGGGUGCAUCUCUGCCCGCUGCUCCGUGAACGGCACCAUCGCGAGGAGGGUGUACACCUGCAGCUCCACGACCCCCGCACCACCCACCACCUUCUCCUUCUCCACGCCUUCCCUCGGUGUGAGCUCAAUACAUCCGCCCCGCACAUGCCACAGAUCUACCAAGAGCACAGUGCACACAAAUACUCCAAGCAGUGCCCUGUCCUCCACUCUGGUCACAGCCUCUAGUCCAAUGUCUCACAAAACCUCUGUCCAGCCCCACGUGACCUGUGGAGAGGAGUGCCUGUGGUCACCGUGGCUGGAUGUCAGCCAUCCCGGACGGGGCAUUGACAGUGGUGACUUCGACACGCUGGAGAACCUCCGUGCCCACGGGUACCACGUUUGCUCAGUGCCAAAGGAGGUGGAGUGCCAAGCUGAGGGUGCCCCAGAGGUGCCACUCCAAGUCCUGGGGCAGCAUGUGGAGUGUAGCCCGACCGUGGGGCUAGUGUGUUACAACCGCAACCAGACAUCCGGGCUCUGCUAUAACUACCAGAUCAGGAUUCUGUGCUGCUUCCCUGGGACCUGCUCCACCUCCAGCACUCCACCUCCACCACCAGCUUCUACUCCUACACCUUCCAGGAUUACAGAAACGCAAAACACCUGCUCCAGGUACCACUACACCUACUCCAGUACUUUUACCCUUGCCCUGAGUACUCCUUUAUCUGUCCCAGUGACCACUGUGACCACCCCAGGUACUCCUACACAUGCCCCAGGUACCACCACCACCACAACAGGUACUCCUACACCUACCCAAGGUGCAACUACAACCACUCUAGGUUCUCCUACAACUGUGAAAAACACUACCUUCACUCUGAGGUCAACGCCAGCUUCAACAACCCCUGAGCCUUGUUUACAAAACUUGUGCAGCUGGACCCACUGGUUUGACGGUAGCUAUCCUGAGCCUGGUAUAAACGGUGGGGAUUUUGACACUUUUCCUAAUUUGAGAGCCACAGGAUAUAAAUUCUGUGAAAAACCCAGCAAUGUGGAAUGCAGGGCAGCAUUCUUCCCAAACAUCCCACUGGAUGAGCUGGGGCAGGAUGUGAUUUGUGACAAGAGUGUGGGGCUGAUGUGCCUGAAUAAGAAUCAGUUUCCUCCAAUCUGCUAUAACUAUGAAAUCCGGAUCCAGUGCUGUGAGUUGGUGGAUGUGUGCACAAGCACAACAUCUCCUGUGACAGCUGAGAACACACACACCACCCCAAGGACAACCCAGACUCAAAUGCAGCUUACCUCAACUACUGGAAUUCCUUUGUCUCCCACACAACACAGUGGGGUCAGCUCAACGCAAGUGCACUCUUCAACCAGCAAUGUGCUCAGCACACAUUUGGUCUCUGUACCCAUAACUAUCAACUGCCAGCCACGAUGCAUGUGGACCAAGUGGUUUGACGUGGACUUCCCAUCCCCGGGGCCCCACGGAGGAGACGUGGAAAGCUUCAGCAACAUCAUGAGAAAGGGAGAGAAAAUCUGCCGCCGGCCAGAAUACAUCACACAGCUGGAGUGCCGGGCUGAGAGCCACCCUGAGGUCAGCAUCGACAAGCUGGGCCAGGUGGUGCAGUGCAACCUCACCAAGGGCCUGGUGUGCCGGAACCAGGACCAGAAGGGCAAUGUCGGGAUGUGUCUCAACUAUGAGGUCCGUGUGCUGUGCUGUGAGACCCCAGAGGGGUGUCCUCCCACCAAAACUGUCACAGUGUCUCACACCCCAAGUCGCAACAUCUGUGCAAGAAACCAGCUCAACCCCUGUGCCAACAACAAGCCCAACAACAGUUCCAACAACCAGCUCAACCUCUGUGCCAACCACAGGCCCAACCUCUGUGCCAACAACGAGCUCAACUUCUGUGCCUCCAUCCAGCCCAACAUCUAUGCCGGAAACCAGCUCAACCCCUGGACCAACAACUGUGCCAACAACGAGCUCAACUUCUGUGUCAACAACAGGCCCAACAACAGUUCCAACAACCAGCUCAACCUCUGUGCCAACCACAGGCCCAACCUCUGUGCCAACAACGAGCUCAACUUCUGUGCCUCCAUCCAGCCCAACAUCUAUGCCGGAAACCAGCUCAACCCCUGGGCCAACCACUGGACCAACAACUGUGCCAACAACGAGCUCAACUUCUGUGUCAACAACAGGCCCAACAACAGUUCCAACAACCAGCUCAACUUCUGUGCCAACAACUGGACCAACCUCUGUGCCAACAAUGAGCUCAACUUCUGUGCCUCCAUCCAGCGCAACAUCUGUGCAAGAAACCAGCUCAACCUCUGUGCCAACAACAAGCCCAACAACAGUUCCAACAACCAGCUCAACUUCUGUGCCUACAACUGGACCAACCUCUGUGCCAACAAUGAGCUCAACUUCUGUGCCUGCAUCCAGCCCAACAUCUGUCUCAACCUCUGUGCCAACCACAGGCCCAACAUCUGUGCCAACAACAAGCUCAACCUCUGGGCCAACCACUGGACCAACAACUGUGCCAACAACAAGCUCAACCUCUGGGCCAACCACUGGACCAACAACUGUGCCAACAACCAGCUCAACCUCUGUGCCAACCACAGGCCCAACCUCUGUGCCAACAACGAGCUCAACUUCUGUGCCUCCAUCCAGCCCAACAUCUAUGCCGGAAACCAGCUCAACCCCAGGGCCAACCACUGGACCAACAACUGUGCCAACAACGAGCUCAACUUCUGUGUCAACAACAGGCCCAACAACAGUUCCAACAACCAGCUCAACUUCUGUGCCAACAACUGGACCAACCUCUGUGCCAACAAUGAGCUCAACUUCUGUGCCUCCAUCCAGCGCAACAUCUGUGCAAGAAACCAGCUCAACCUCUGUGCCAACAACAAGCCCAACAACAGUUCCAACAACCAGCUCAACCUCUGUGCCUACAACUGGACCAACCUCUGUGCCAACAAUGAGCUCAACUUCUGUGCCUGCAUCCAGCCCAACAUCUGUGCAAGAAACCAGCUCAACCUCUGUGCCAACAACAAGCCCAACAACAGUUCCAACAACCAGCUCAACCUCUGUGCCAACAACAGGCCCAACAACAGUUCCAACAACCAGCUCAACCUCUGUGCCAACCACAGGCCCAACAUCUGUGCCAACAACGAGCUCAACCUCUGGGCCAACCACUGGACCAACAACUGUGCCAACAACAAGCUCAACCUCUGGGCCAACCACUGGACCAACAACUGUGCCAACAACCAGCUCAACCUCUGUGCCAACCACAGGCCCAACCUCUGUGCCAACAACGAGCUCAACUUCUGUGCCUCCAUCCAGCCCAACAUCUAUGCCGGAAACCAGCUCAACCCCAGGGCCAACCACUGGACCAACAACUGUGCCAACAACGAGCUCAACUUCUGUGUCAACAACAGGCCCAACAACAGUUCCAACAACCAGCUCAACUUCUGUGCCAACAACUGGACCAACCUCUGUGCCAACAAUGAGCUCAACUUCUGUGCCUCCAUCCAGCGCAACAUCUGUCUCAACCUCUGUGCCAACAACUGGCCCAACAUCUGUGCCAACAACAAGCUCAACCUCUGGGCCAACCACUGGACCAACAACUGUGCCAACAACCAGCUCAACCUCUGUGCCAACCACAGGCCCAACCUCUGUGCCAACAACGAGCUCAACUUCUGUGCCUCCAUCCAGCCCAACAUCUAUGCCGGAAACCAGCUCAACCCCAGGGCCAACCACUGGACCAACAACUGUGCCAACAACGAGCUCAACUUCUGUGUCAACAACAGGCCCAACAACAGUUCCAACAACCAGCUCAACUUCUGUGCCAACAACUGGACCAACCUCUGUGCCAACAAUGAGCUCAACUUCUGUGCCUCCAUCCAGCGCAACAUCUGUGCAAGAAACCAGCUCAACCUCUGUGCCAACAACAAGCCCAACAACAGUUCCAACAACCAGCUCAACCUCUGUGCCUACAACUGGACCAACCUCUGUGCCAACAAUGAGCUCAACUUCUGUGCCUGCAUCCAGCCCAACAUCUGUGCAAGAAACCAGCUCAACCUCUGUGCCAACAACAAGCCCAACAACAGUUCCAACAACCAGCUCAACCUCUGUGCCAACAACAGGCCCAACAACAGUUCCAACAACCAGCUCAACCUCUGUGCCAACCACAGGCCCAACAACAGUUCCAACAACCAGCUCAACUUCUGUGCUAACAAUUGGACCAACCUCUGUGCCAACAAUGAGCUCAACUUCUGUGCCUCCAUCCAGCCCAACAUCUGUGCAAGAAACCAGCUCAACCUCUGUGCCAACAACAAGCCCAACAACAGUUCCAACAACCAGCUCAACCUCUGUGCCUACAACAGGCCCAACAACAGUUCCAACAACCAGGUCAACCUCUGGGCCAACGACAGGUCCAACAACAGUUCCAACAACCAGCUCAACCUCUGUGCCAACAUCAGAACCAACAACAGUUCCAACAACCAGCUCAACCUCUGUGCCAACAUCAGGCCCAACAACAGUUCCAACAACCAGCUCAACCUCUGUGCCAACCACAGGCCCAACCUCUGUGCCAACAACGAGCUCAACUUCUGUGCCUCCAUCCAGCCCAACAUCUGUUUCAGAAACCAGCUCAACCUCUGGGCCAACAACAGGUCCAACAACAGUUCCAACAACCAGCUCAACCUCUGUGCCAACAACAGGCCCAACAACAGUUCCAACAACCACUCAACCUCUGUUCCAACAACCAGCUCAACUUCUGUGCCAACAACUGGACCAACCUCUGUGCCAACGAGCUCAACUUCUGUGUCUCCAUCCAGCGCAACGACAUGCUACUGCAGCGUGUCUGGCAAGCUCUACCCUGCAGGAUCCAUCAUUUACCAACAGACGGACCUCGCUGGUCACUGCUAUUAUGCCAUGUGCAGCCUGGACUGUCAGGUGGUCAGGUGGUCAGACCAGUCCUGCUCCAGCAGCGUGCCACCUCCUGCCCCAACCACCUCCCCACCUGGACCCUCCUUGUCGACUUCUGUGCCUGUCACUAUGCAGGGAUGCCCAAAUGCAGUCCCCCCGAGAAUGAAAGGCGAGACGUGGCCCAUGCCCAACUGCUCUCAAGCCACCUGUCAGGGCAAUGGUGUCAUCACCGUGCACCCACGAUCGUGCCCACAGACACAGCCACCCACCUGCACCAACGGCUUCCCCCCUGUGAAGGUGACGGACCACGAUGACUGCUGCCCGAACUACCAGUGCCAGUGUGUGUGCAGCGGCUGGGGCGACCCCCACUACAUCACCUUCGAUGGCACAUACUACAGCUUCCUGGACAACUGCACCUAUGUGCUGGUGCAGCAGAUCGUGCCCGUGUACGGCCACUUCCGCGUGCUCAUCAACAACUACUUCUGUGGGGCCGAGGAUGGGCUCUCCUGCCCGCAGUCCAUCAUUGUCGAGUACCAGCAGGCCCGCGUUGUGAUGACCCGCAAGCCCAUCCAUGGGGUGAUGACCAACGAGAUUAUCUUCAACGAUCAAGUGGUCAGGCCCGGCUUCCAGAAGGACGGUGUGAGUGUGUCCCAAAUUGGCAUCAAGAUGUAUGUGACCAUCCCUAAACUUGGCGUCCAGGUCAUGUUCUCUGGCCUCAUCUUCUCGGUGGAGGUGCCUUUCAGCAAGUUCGCUAACAACACAGAGGGGCAGUGUGGCACUUGCAGCAACGACAAGAGGGAUGAGUGUCGCCUGCCUGGGGGUGUGGAAGCAGCCUCCUGCUCUGCUAUGUCCAGCCACUGGAGGGUGACCACACCCGACCAGCCGUACUGCUACGGGCCUUUGCCGACACCCACCGCAGCCUGGCCCACGCCCUCGCCCUCCUCGUGCCCGCCGGCACCAGUCUGCCAGCUGAUUCUGAGCAAGGUGUUUGGGCCGUGCCACGCUGUGAUCCCCCCGCUGGCAUUCUACGAAGGCUGUGUGUUCGACCACUGCCACAAGACCGACUCGAACGUGAUGUGCUCCGCCCUGGAGCUGUACGCGUCGCUCUGCGCCUCCCACGGUGUUUGCAUCGACUGGAGGAGCCACACCAACCACACGUGCCCAUUCACCUGCCCUGCGGACAAGGUGUACCAGCCCUGUGGCCCGUCCAAGCCCUCCUACUGCUAUGGGAGUGACAACGCCAGCCUCAUGGCUCUACAGGACUCUGGGCCCAUCACAGAAGGCUGCUUCUGUCCAGAGGGCAUGAAGCUUUUCAGCGGGAGCUCCGAAGUCUGCGUGCCCAUAGACUGCGACACCUGUGACACCAGCUACUGCCCCAAGCCUGUGGCUUGUCCCGAGGGCUCCCGCCCGAUCCUGACCUAUGAGGAGGGCGCCUGCUGUCCGAACCAGAACUGCAGCUGGAGUGUGUGCAACGUGAACGGCACCUUGUACCAGCCUGGCUCCGUGGUCUCCUCCAGUCUGUGUGAAACCUGCAGGUGUGAGGCGCCCGGCGGUCCCCACUCGGACACAGUCAUCAUCAGCUGUGAGACCCAGAUUUGCAACACCCACUGCCCCGUGGGCUUCGAGUACCAGCCGCAGAGCGGGCAGUGCUGUGGCCUGUGUGUGCAGCAGGCCUGCGUCGUCAACAGCAGCAACAACUCCACUCACCUCUUCUACCCCGGCCAGUCCUGGCCAGACCCCGGGAACCCCUGCAUGACCCACGAGUGUGAGAAGCACCAGGACGGGCUUGUGGUGGUGACCACGAGAAAGGCGUGUCCCCCCCUCAGCUGUCCUGAGGAACAGGCUCUGCCAAGCAAGGACGGCUGCUGUCUGUCCUGUCCUCUACACCCGACCGACAACGGGUCGAUGUGUGCAGUGUACCACGAGCAGCAGGUCAUCAGUCAGCAAGGCUGCAGCUCCCCUGGGCCCGUGCACCUCGCCUACUGCCAGGGCAACUGUGGAGACAGCUCCUCCAGGUACUCCCUGGAGACCAAGGCCAUGAAGCACACCUGCCAGUGCUGCCAGGAGCUGCGCGUGUCACUGAGGAACGUGACCCUGCACUGCGCGGACGGCUCCAGCUGGGUCUUCAGCUACCGGCAGGUGGAGGAGUGUGGCUGUGUGGGGCAGCGCUGUGGCUCCCACGGCACCCCCGGCCACUCAGAGGAGUCCAGGCCUGAGCAGAGUGGCGAGGAGCAGAGCGAGGAGAUAGAGCGCACGGGCUGGCGGAGCAGGCCCAGGACCACAGGCUCCCCCAGCAGACUGACCGGCACCCAUCCUCGGGGCUCCCGGCCACCUUCCUCUGGAAUUCAAGGAUAA
Messenger RNA from Nyctereutes procyonoides (raccoon dog), 11127 nucleotides. It is a transcript of the gene MUC5AC, whose product is annotated as mucin 5AC, oligomeric mucus/gel-forming. Gene Ontology annotation, cellular component: extracellular matrix. NCBI's taxonomy places the organism in Eukaryota, Metazoa, Chordata, Mammalia, Carnivora, Canidae. The record is from RefSeq and is a predicted model, not a curated record. Gene Ontology annotation, molecular function: protein binding.